Messenger RNA from Cooperia oncophora, 675 nucleotides. The record is from the annotation of a GenBank genome assembly. NCBI's taxonomy places the organism in Eukaryota, Metazoa, Nematoda, Chromadorea, Rhabditida, Trichostrongylidae.
AUGGCUCCUUUUCAGUUGUCGCGUGCGACAAACUUCGCUAUUUCCUUCGCCAGAUUUAGGCGUGCUUUGGAUGCAAAUAUUUUGGCUCCCGAAGUAUUUCAUCUUAACCCCAAGAAGAGCGAUACAAAGUUAUUCCGAAAUGUUUGCAAAUCACUUCCGGCGAGUCUUUCUUGGUUCGGAGCCGUAGCAUUCAAAGCGUUUCCUCUUGAUAUGAGCCAGUACAAAUCAUUGUUCAAUGGAACACGUAUACCAAGAAAAGAUAAAGACAUUUUGUACCAGGAUACCAGACAGAAACACUUCAUGGUCAUGUGCCGUGGAAGGAUUUAUGCGGUGGACAUCUUCGAUGACAAAGGUAAUAUACUUCCUGCUGAUUCCGUACAUAAUUCAUUGGCCCAUAUUCUCAAAACAGCAAAGCAGCAAGAUGCUGACAAAUGCAUAGGUUCUUUGACCAGUUUGGAUCGCGACACAUGGGCGAAAGUUCGUGAUGAAAUGAUGGAGGCUGGUAAUGCCCAGAAUUUUGAAAAGGUUGAUGGUGCUCUCUUUACUCUCUGUCUGGACGACUUGAAAUCGCAGGAUCCUAUUAGACUCACUCAGUCCCUCCUUAUUGGUGAUGAUGCAAGUAAUCGUUGGUUCGACAAGAGCUUCUCCCUUAUCAUGGAUGGUGAGUAUAGAGAA